Nakaseomyces glabratus is the source of this 3060-nucleotide messenger RNA. RefSeq names its product mannose-ethanolamine phosphotransferase GPI13 (gene GPI13). The record is from RefSeq and is a predicted model, not a curated record. Gene Ontology annotation, molecular function: mannose-ethanolamine phosphotransferase activity. Gene Ontology annotation, biological process: GPI anchor biosynthetic process. NCBI's taxonomy places the organism in Eukaryota, Fungi, Ascomycota, Saccharomycetes, Saccharomycetales, Saccharomycetaceae. Gene Ontology annotation, cellular component: endoplasmic reticulum membrane.
AUGGAUGAGAGGGUAGUGAGGCAGGCGGUGUUAAGCACGUCGAGCGAUGAGAAGAGGAUAUACAGGUCGCGGAUGCAGAAGUUCAGCAAAUCGCACGCGCUGUAUGUGAUACUGCUUGGCGCGCUCGCGUUCUUGCAGUUCGUCGCAAUUGCGUUCUUUGCAAAGGGAUUUCUCUUGUCCAGGACGGUGCUGGACAACGUGUCCACCACCAGUGAUAACCCGCUUGCGGUGGACAAGAAGUUCGAUAAGAUGGUGCUGCUGGUGGUGGACGCGCUGCGGUUCGAUUUCGUGGUGCCGGUGUCCACAUCACACCCCAAUUACAACGAGAACUUCCACAACAACUUGGAUGUGCUGUACAACACUUGGCUCUCCACGCGACACGGCGGGCGUGGCGGGUACAGCAACAGCGGCUCCUCGAUCCUGCUGAAGUUCAUCGCCGACCCACCAACAACCACUUUGCAAAGACUAAAGGGACUCACCACGGGGUCUUUGCCCACUUUCAUCGACGCGGGAUCCAACUUCGACGGAAGUGUCAUCGAGGAGGAUAACCUGAUCAAGCAGCUGUUCUUGGCCAACAAGUCAGUGAGCUUUGUAGGAGACGACACUUGGGACGCGCUGUUCCACCCUUUCCUAGCAAACAACAGCGAACCGUACCCGUCCCUAAACGUCUGGGACCUCGACACUGUGGACAAUGGUGUCAUCUCGUACUUCAAGUCGCACCUGUUGGAUAAAUCCGCCGACCGCAAUUGGGACAUCCUCGUGGGCCAUAUGCUGGGUGUAGACCAUGUGGGCCACAAGUACGGUCCUAACCACUUUACCAUGAGAGAAAAACAGAACCAGGUUAACAGAUUCAUCCAGGAGAUCAUCGAAUCAAUCGAUAACGAUACUUUGCUAGUGGUGAUGGGUGACCACGGAAUGGACCACACUGGUAACCACGGUGGAGACUCCCAAGAUGAACUAGAGAGCACUUUGUUCUUUUACACAAAGAGACAAAACACUUGGAAAAAUCAAAAUGGUAACUACGAUAUCGAAAACUUGGCACAAAACUACCACAGCGUAAACCAAAUUGAUCUAGUGCCUACCUUGUCUCUAUUGCUAGAUAUUCCAGUACCCUUUAACAACUUGGGCUGGCCUAUCUCAGAAGCUUUCGAGAAUGAAAAGGAGGAACUAGCAUGCGAUAAUGUAGUCCUGCAACAACUGAAAAGAUAUGCAGAUGUCAUGCAGCUGACAUACACUGAAGAAUUGGAGGAAACCAUGUCUGCACUUUGGAGAAAUAGUACUGCAGAUGUCUUUGCCGCGUCCCAAUACCAACAAAAGUUUCUUGAAGUUUGUAAAGAUAAAUGGGCUAGAUUUGACUAUUGGUCAAUCGCAAGCGGAACAAUCUUGUUAACCAUUUCUUUGAUACUCUUACUUUCAAUAACGAAACUGAUUCCAUCUAUCGUUGUGAAUCAAAUGGUCCCAGAAUUCGUUCCUUGGAUAAUCAUCAUGUCCCUGAUAUCAAAUGUGUGCUUCCAUGGUAUCUUUUACGUUUUCCAUCAACCAGUGUUUUUAGAUAAUGUAUGGUGGUGCACACUUUUCGCGUCUGCUGUAGGUAUCAUCACCGGCUGCAGUAUUUCCAUCUUUGACCGUUACAGCUUUGUUUGGCUGGUUAUGAAAAUGGUCGAGAUCUUGUCAGAUUAUUGGUCUCGUAUUGGUGCAAUGUUUGUAGUCAUACAUGCUAUGCUAUUUACAUCAAAUUCUUUCACAAUAUGGGAAGACCGUAUAGUCGCCAUAAUGCUGAUUACUUUUGGUAUGCUUACUCUGUAUGAGUUCACAUUUUUGCCUACAAGACAGUCUACAUCGGCAUUACUCACAGCUGCAAUUGGCGAAAAACAAGGUACAACAUCAGGUGUAAGCCAAUCUACUGCAAACUCCAACAAUCUACCUCUAACUCGUUUUGCCAGAUUGCUGGGAUCUUAUCACUCAAUUGUCCUGAUAGUCUCGACCAGAGUUGCAUCUGUGAUUACUAUAUGUAGAGAAGAACAAGGUGAAUACUGUACACCAACUUUCACAACUAAAAACAACUAUGCAUGGUGGUGCUUGGGCCUUUGCCUUUUGAUCGUCAUUCUGCUACCAAUUUGUAUCAAGGGCUAUUACAACUUGUCGUCCUCAUACCAAGCAGCUGCUCCUAUUUGGGUGGACAUGUUCCUGAAAGGUGCUCUUUUCGUCAACUUCCUGUAUUGGUCCAUCACUGCCGUUGAAAAUAGUACAGAAUCACUUGAAUGGGAUACAAAAACAGUGAAAAUAACCAUUGCAAGAAUAAUUGCUGGGUUUUCCUUAAUCGCAACUAAUGUUGGUUGGAUGAUGGGUCCCCUAUGUAUUAAGUUAAAUGUCAAGAACGCUGACUUGAAAUCGAACCAGGCAACAAUCUUAGGCUAUACCAACAUCUACGGCUCCGAAUUUUUCCUACUUGUCAUUAAUGCACUUAUGGCUAUUAUGUUAUUUAAUAAACCACUUGCUCAACUGUCUCUGUUCUUGAUGGUCAACCAAAUUUUAUCAAUCUUUGAAAUUAUUGAUCUCUUAAAGUUGAAGGAAAACAUCGUCGGACCUAUCGCCCUUGGAUUAGUCGCUUACCAACAGUUUUUCAGUACUGGCCAUCAAGCUACAAUUCCUUCAGUUCAAUGGGAUGUUGGCUUUAUUCUGUCAGACAAGAUUAUCUUCCCAUUCACACACUUGGGAAUAUUGCUGAAUACGUUUGGCCCACAUAUAAUAGUGUCAUUAUCGGUGGCUCUACUCACUUUAUGGUCACAACCACCUGAUGUCUUGAAACCACAAACGUUAUUAGGACGUAUAGUUUCAAACUGUGGUGUUCUUUUGACGUACAAUACUGUAUUGUGCCUGAGCUCCUUCAUUUGGGUAACCCACUUUAGAAGACAUCUAAUGGUAUGGAAGAUUUUCUGCCCUAGAUUUAUAUUUGCAUGUUUAAGUUUGAUAGUCAUGCAACUGGUAAUAACUUUUGGUACUAUAGGUUUCGCCAGUGGUCGCUUAAUCAGACAUAUUAAUGACAUAUUUUGGAAAUAG